This is a messenger RNA of Humulus lupulus (European hop), 612 nucleotides long. Its product is annotated as DNA-directed RNA polymerase 2B, chloroplastic/mitochondrial-like. Lineage: Eukaryota; Viridiplantae; Streptophyta; Magnoliopsida; Rosales; Cannabaceae. The transcript has a single exon. Bases 1 to 612 code for a protein of 203 amino acids. The record is from RefSeq and is a predicted model, not a curated record. Gene Ontology annotation, cellular component: mitochondrial DNA-directed RNA polymerase complex. Gene Ontology annotation, biological process: mitochondrial transcription. Gene Ontology annotation, molecular function: DNA binding; DNA-directed RNA polymerase activity.
AUGUGGAGGAGUUUUGCCAAGAGUGUUACUUCAAGGAAGUUUAAGCUCUUUUCCGAUUCUCAUAUUCAUUCUUCUUCUUCCACUUCUCCUAGAGAUACUAAUUUUCUUAGAAAAUAUAGGCCAGAUACGUCUCGGGCUACUGAGAAUUCAUGGUUCCCGUUACCGAGUUUUCAUCGAUUUGGGAUAAUAUCGUCUCAGGAUAACAUUUUGGGACAACCCAGUUUGCUGAAUUUGUCAAGUAACAUUUUUGGUACUUAUGGUUUUAAAGGUUACGCAAAUGUUGCCAAGGCCAUUGCUUCUACUGAUGCUGAGGACGAUUCCUCGGGUUCUGACGAGGUUCAGGAGUUGUUAGACGAGAUGGAUAAGGAGAACAAGGUGGAUUCCUACUUUAAGGGGCUGAAGAAAAUGGUCGCAAGAAUGGGAAUCACGAAACACCACAUUCUUAGGAGGCGGCAGAUAAAAAUGGAGACAGAGGCGUGGGAAGAGGCUACCAAAGAGUACCAAGAGCUUUUAACGGACAUGUGUGAGCAGAAACUUGCACCCAAUUUGCCUUAUGUGAAGUCAUUGUUCCUUGGUUGCUUUGAGCCUUUGUGGAAUGCCUUUGCGGAAUAG